AUGGCCUCUAAAAAUGCUGAAAAUGGUAUAGAUGGUGGUGAUAACGCAUUCAUUGACGUGGAGGCUUGGAAAGAUGAGACUGGGAAAACAGUCUUUCAACACCUAUCUGAAGGUUUUGCCGGUGACGAUGAAGCAGUUCCAGUUGCCGAUGGCGCAAUCUUGCGGUAUCGUGCUCCAUUCAUUCGUGUGAUCAAGCAUGACGCCUAUUUCGAUGCUUUUAAUAUUGUUGUUGAAAGCAUGCUCAACAGGCUUGCUCCAAUGUGGUUGGCUUACACAUUUGCGGAUGCGUUCGUAAACGAACAUGCCAAUGAGCUAACGGCACAUAGACAAGACUAUGUUGAAGGAGAAUAUCAGCAGUCGGAUGGUGGCACAUGGUGCCGACAAAUAAUUACGAGCAUGCAUGCUUUUGCGAAAAAGAUUAUGAGUGGAGAAAAGAUUUUACGAGUACGUCCUAAAGCCUGGGAUCAAUUUCCUAUUUCCUGUGAAUCUGAGAAGGGCCGUAGACCACGACAGGAAGAUCGUAUGUUGGCGAUGCCGACUUUGAGUUUGGUGUUUCCUGAUGUGGCAAGAGCGGACGUUGGACUAAUGGCCAUAUUCGACGGACAUGGAGGGGCAGAAUGUUCAGCUUAUUCCUGUGCACAUCUUCCUUCUGAAUUCGUACGAGCCUUGAAUGCCCAUCCAGUAUCAUUGGAAGAAUCGCUGAAAGAAGCUUUCGAUCGACUG
This is a messenger RNA of Strongylus vulgaris, 723 nucleotides long. The record is from the annotation of a GenBank genome assembly. Lineage: Eukaryota; Metazoa; Nematoda; Chromadorea; Rhabditida; Strongylidae.